Molecule: messenger RNA, 1201 nt
Organism: Lutra lutra (Eurasian river otter)
Lineage: Eukaryota; Metazoa; Chordata; Mammalia; Carnivora; Mustelidae
Product: sodium channel and clathrin linker 1-like
Exons: 1
Coding region: 178-1059 (293 amino acids)
Biological process (GO): clustering of voltage-gated sodium channels; cilium assembly
Cellular component (GO): centriole
Source: RefSeq, a predicted model, not a curated record
AGGAUGCUGAUUACACCGCCCGAGUGCUUGACAACCUCCGGAGCGUUGCUUUAGUUUUCCCGAACAGCGAGUUCUGGGGUUUUUCUUUUUUGGUGAUGGUGGUGCUGUUGGGGUUUUGUUUAUUUUUGUCUUGAAGAAAGUGAAGGUGGUGAAAUAUCCAUACUAAAUUCUAUCGAAAUGGCUACAGAAAUCGACUUUCUGAGAGAUCAAAAUCACCGACUAAAUGAAGUUCUUAGACGAUAUCAAAUGGAAAAUUUUUCCAAAUGUUCAUCGGUGCAGAAAGCUGUCUUGAAAGGAAAUGGGGAUGACACGUUAGAAAACACAAUAGUUGAUCAAAGCUUUUUAGCUCCUCUUAUUAUUGAGUAUGAUAAGCAUCUGGAAGAGCUACACGGGCAGCUGAAAUAUUAUCAGAAACAUAUGGGUGAGAUGAAACUACAACUUGAAAAUGUCAUCAAGGAAAACGAAAGGUUGCACAGCGAAUUAAAAGAUGCUGUUGAAAAGCAGUUGGAGACCCUUCCCUUUGGCAUAGAUACGGGAAAUGAUAUGUAUACAGAUGAUGAAACAGUCAAGAAUUUAAGAGAACAAUUACAACUAGCCAAUCAAGAAAAAACUCAGGCUAUGGAACUCUGGCAGACUGUUUCUCGGGAGCUGGACAGACUUCAGACACUUUACCAGGAACAUAUGACUGAGGCCCAGAUUCAUGUAGUUGAAAGUCAAAAACAAAAGGAUCAAUUGACCAAUUUUCAACAGUUGACCAAGCAGCUUCAUGUAACUAAUGAGAACAUAGAAAUGACUAACCAACACUUUCUGAAAGCAGUAACUGAACAAAAUGUGGAAAUCGAGCGACUCCGAAAACAACUGAGGCAAGGCAAGUUAGAUCUGACAGUUGCAGUAGCCAAAGUGGAAGAGUUAACUAUCUUGACGGAAGAUCUUCAAGGACAAAUCCAAAAGAAGGAGGAAGAUAUGUUGUCUGCUCAAGGAAGAGAGGAAGCAUCAGAUAGGCGUUUACAGCAGUUACAAUCUAGUAUAAAACAAUUAAAGAAACAAGACUCUGUGUAACAAUCCAAGAAGCCACCCAGUUAAGAACACAAAAAGCACAUUUGGAAAACCAGACCAGAGAAUUACAAGCAAAGUGCAAUGAAUUAGAAAAUGAAAAAUAUGAAGCUAUUGUAAGAGCCAGAAAUAGCAUGCAGCUCUUAGA